Molecule: messenger RNA, 2472 nt
Organism: Desarmillaria tabescens
Lineage: Eukaryota; Fungi; Basidiomycota; Agaricomycetes; Agaricales; Physalacriaceae
Exons: 6
Coding region: 1-2472 (823 amino acids)
Molecular function (GO): protein binding
Source: RefSeq, a predicted model, not a curated record
AUGGCAGAGGUCCAAGGAAUCCAUACGUCUAUCACCGCCCUCAUCCAGAGUUGUCGUACUCUGACCCAUUGUCUCAAGGACAUCAAAGAUGCGCCUAAAGAAUGUGACAAACUCUUGAGGGAGCUACAGUAUCUGUCGAUCUAUUUGACCACAGUAGAAACGCAGACUCAGCUAUUGACCGAAAAUGAUCCAUGGUUUGCGACAUUACAGCAGUUGAACUAUUCUUUCAACGAGACUGCUGAGUUAUUGAGCGGCAUGGAGAAGAGGCUGAAGGCUACAUCGCCUGCGUGGAAAAUGAUUGUGCGGAAUCUCCCAUGGACAUUGUCCGAAGAGGUGGCAGAGGAUCUUAGGAUCAUUGAACAGAUGAAAUAUCUGAUCAUGGUAGCCGGAGAGCACAACGAUUCGAAGUUAUCUUGUGCGAUUGAGAGGACACUACGUGAUGACAAGGCUGGGAAAAUCCUAGGUAUCGACAAGCAGAUACAGAUGGAUAAAAAGGCCGCGAAGGUAGCAGCGUGGCUCACCUCUCUGAACUACAAUGCUGUUCAACGCGAAAAGCUAGCACAGCGUUUUAUGAAUACUGGACAGUGGUUCCUCGAGUCGUCGAAGUUUCUGUGUUGGGCAGAUGGUUCUGGGAAGUCCCGUACCCUGUGGUGUCCUGGCGAUCCCUGUGCCGGAAAGACGAUUAUCGCAUCAAUCGUCGUUGAGUACUUGCGUACGCAAGUCGCCGAAGAAAACUCGACCAUUCUAUCUGUAUUUUGCGACUACCGAAACAUGGGAGCCCAGACCUUGACCAACAUAAUCCGUGCGCUGUUGAAACAGCUAAUACAAGCUCGGGGACGGCUCUCUUCCUCCAUUGAAUCCCUAUACAAACGGGAUCUCAAAAAGCAAAUGUACCCUUCAUCUGGCGAAUUUAUGGAACUUCUUUCUGCUCAGCUGACAGAAUUCUCCUGUGUCUAUAUCGUGCUGGAUGCGUUGGAUGAGCUUUCCCCUGAUUACGAGGAUUGGCGGCAACUCAUUGAUGCCCUCAAGUCGUUAGGCAGUAAUGUCCGUCUUCUAGUGACUUCAACGAACUUAGGUGUGAUACGAGAGCUAUUUAAGGAGGAUGUUGAGUUGUGUAUCCGAGGGGAAGAUGACGACAUCCGAAAAUUCAUAGCGAGCAAGCUCGAAGUUGAGGGACAACUCUCCCGGCACCUCGAGGGCUACGACGACCUGCGCAACAAGGUAUUAGUUGGGAUCGUGAAGAAUGCACAUGGCUUGUUCCCCUUAGCAGGUAUACAACUGGAUCUGCUUGCCCGGAGCAGGAAUCGCGCAGGUGUUGUUGCACGGCUGAACGAACUGCCACAAACCAUGGAAAUCGCUUACACGUAUUUGCUGGAAAGGAUUGACCAUAAAGCUGAGCUUGAAAAGAACUUGGCAUAUCGUGCAUUUGGUUGGUUGGCGUUUUCCGAGCGUCCUUUGACCAUAUUGGAGCUACAGCAUGCAUUAGCUGUGGAGUCAGGGACCAGGGAACUCAACCCUUAUAACAUCACCGGCUAUGGCGUCAUCGCAGAUAGCUGCGCUGGGCUUGUUGUCAGUGACUACCGAGGGUACCCCAGAUUUGUGCAUAAAUCCGCUCAGGAGUUUAUUGCCACUCACCAGGACAAAUUGUUUCCCCGCGUCCAAGAAGAUAUCAUGCGCACAUGCAUGACAUAUCUGUCAUUCGAUGUUUUUCAUUCUCCUGAUGUCCUUCGCCUGUCAAAGCCUCACAAAAUCUACCAAAAUUAUCCUUUCUUCGGAUACUCAUUGCGUAACUGGGUACUUCAUGCCAAGAAAUGUGCGCCGGGUUCCGUGGAAAAGGAAAUCCUUAAUUUCCUACCAACCUGGGGAGCAAUCGCUUUGUCUUUAGAGCAAUCCCCGGACACUGAACUUGGUACUCCUGCACGGUUUACGGCGUAUCAUGGCCUUUUACACGCCAUGAAGGGCCUAGUCGAUCAAGGAACGAACCUGGAAAACGAAAAUGUUCUGUGUAUUGCAGCAUACACAGGGCAAGUUGACAUGGUAAAAUGGCUGCUGUCGCAAGAGAAUAUUGACGUCAAUCAAGCUGACAAUAUUGCAUUCCUUAUUGAUUAUGCUAAGGAUCAUGACUCUACUGUGUUCACCUGGAUGUCGAGGAUUCUUCUCAGAGGUGGAAAAGCUUCUCACCCUACUACACCCCUUGUUGCUGCAGCGUCAAAUGGCCAUGAAGAAAUCGUCAGGAUGAUUCUAGAGUCUAAAAACAUGCGAUCGUUGAACACACUGCCUCCCUCUGGACCCACAGCACUCUCCGCAGCCGUAUUCGGUAACCACAUUGGAGUGGUACGGCUCUUGCUUUUGGAACAUGACAUCGACAUUUCCAUUCCAUUCAAAGGCGAGACCCCGCUUAUGCUUGCAAAAAGGAAACGCAGAGACGAGAUUGUGAAAAUGUUGGAGCGGAAAGAUGGUCCUAAAUCCUGA